UUCCGACUUCAGCCGGCGUUCAUGUGAAUUUUCUCACUUGGAAACUCAUUUUUCCGAUUAUUUCGAUAUUACUUGAAUGCACUUUAAGAUGCGAAUUUCCUUUGUCACCGGAAGCAAAUGUUCGGUUGCAUAGAAUGGAAGUGGACGAGAGGCGAAUACUCGUCAAUGUUAAUUUCGCGUAUGUGACCAUCAACGAGAUCUUUAGUUCCGUAACUAUAGCGAGAUCAGUGGACUUCGCUGUGUAUCAUAAAGGCUAACUACUUAGCUACCACUACAGAAAACCUCACAGUUUAAUGUUUAUCCAUGGGGGGUAAGAAUAAGCAGCGGACUAAAGGAAAUGUCCGGCCGUCCAGCAGCGGUCGAGCCGCCGAGGUCCUGACCCGGCAGGGUGGUAUCAUCCCGGGCUUUGUGGGCUUCGACACGACUCUCAAUUUAGAGCUGAGUUAUGUCCCCGCUGUCCAUGGCGCAGAGGAGAUAGACAACCUGGUGGAUGCUGAUUUCCGUCUGGUGCUCAGGAAACUCUCCAAGAGAGAUGUUGUCACUAGACUGAAAGCUGUGCAGGACUUCGGCUCCAUGUGCCAGGAGCGGGAUGCUGAAGAGGUUAAAGGUGUCCUGCCGUACUGGCCCAAGAUUUACUGCAAGAUAUCUGUGGAUCAUGAUCGCAGAAUCAGAGAGGCGACCCAGCAGGCCUUUGAGCAGCUGGUGCUGAAGGUACGUCGCAGCCUGGCCCCCUAUCUGAAGAGCCUGAUGGGCCACUGGAUUCUGUCUCAGUGUGACACUUACUCCCCUGCAGCCUCUGCUGCGUGUCAGGCCUUCCAGGCUGCUUUCUCACCCGCCAAACAGCCUGAGGCUCUCAGCUUCUGCAAGGACGAGAUCCUUAAUGUACUUAACGAUAUUUUGUUAAAGGAAACAGCCGACACACUCAGCGAUCCACAAAGUGUGACAGAGGAGGAGAGAGAAGCCAAAUAUGUGCGCAUGCUGACCAGCUCUCUGUUGGGGGUGAAGAGACUGCUGUCUCUGCUGCACCAGAAUGAUAGGACGGCCCUGGAGCCAGGACUGGCACAUCUUGUUAACUCUGUGAAGUUCUGGAAGUACAGUAAACACAAGACACCCCAGGUGCGAGGAGCGUUUUUUGAGAUGAUGUGUGCUCUGUGCGAGUUCACUCCGGAGCUGGUUCAAGCUGAAGCAGCUCGACUCUGCCCCGCUGUUCUCCUCAGCAUCGACGACACAGAUCCUGCAGUGCUGCCUCCUGUGUGGGAGGCUGUUCUUCACGUUGUGUCUACGAUCCCUGAUUGCUGGACACAUGUGAAUGCCAAGAAGGGCUUCUUACCGAAACUUUGGGCUCUGCUAAAAGAGGGUGGCAAAGGCAUGGCCAAGGCGCUGCAUCCUAAUUUAAUGCCACUCCUCAGCAAAAUGCCCCAGGAGGUCACUGAUCCCGCUCUGGAAUUCUACACCACCUUCUUCACUUCAUUCAUACAAGGUCUGUCUAGUGAGCGUGCAGCAGCGAGCCCAUCAGAAAGUGCAGCUAUAGUGACUUCUGUUGUUGAGUGCCUGAGGUACUGCAUAAUGCACCACACAGAAGAAGAGGAGGACCAGAAUACGAAAAUACGAAACAUGCUUAUUUCACAGCAGCUCCUACCACUGCUGGAGCAGGCUCUGGGAAACCCCUCCCUUCAGAAUGGACCUCUUUUCCUUCUGGUCACUGAAAUGCUCGUUUCCUGGGAGAAGAAGGCAGGUUUACGUAGUGAAGAUGAAGCAGCUGACAGCAAGGGUGUAUUUCAAGGGCUUCUGGCAGACUUCUGGCAGGGGCUUGGUCUUUUGUUUGUGCGUUAUGCCGACAACGAGGAAGCAGAUCCACAAGCUUUGGAGGGGGUAGCCACCUUGCUCCAGGUAAUGCGUUACCCCGAGAAAGUAAAAAGAAAGCACAUCCAGAAGAAGAAAUCUGUCAAGAUCAGUUUCUCUAAGCCAGAGGACAAUGAGAAAGCUGGAGUUGGGGGCGAUGGUGUUGAGAAGCCUGUGCAGACAGUGUCAGAGCUUGUGAACGAGAAAGCAUUUGGGUCCCCACAGACGCAGCAUUUUGAGGAUGUGGUGUGCCAGCUGGCUCAAUUGUGUCUGGUGCAUAUGAAUGAGAAAAAGUCGGAGAGACAUCUUGUUUUCCUCUCCCUUCUUCUGCGGUCUUUCCACACACCCAGGGUCUUCAGUACAUUGGUCGAAUCGGAUGAUAAAGUAAAGGACGGUAGGCAGCAGGAUGCGGUGGACGUGAGAAAUCCAGCAGUUCAGUUCCUGAUGGAGGACGUGAUGGUGUGGCUGUCACAGAAGGGACGUACAGACACUGAGCACCUGGUGGAGAUGAUCUUCAGCUCCCUCUACUGCUGCAGCAGGCAGGAGACCACCCGCAUCCUCAACCACAUCACCACGCUGGAGUUACAGUGGGGAAUUAUCCUGCAAGUUAUACAGAGGGCAUGUGCAGAUCCCGAGACGCUAAAUAUCUGUGGCGACUGGCUGAAAGGUUCAGUUCUGGGUGAACAGCUCCUGGGAUUGACUGAAGAGCUGUGCAAGGCGGGACGCAGCAGCUCUCCCAGUUCUGCAAGCAGCCACAGUUGGAUGCUUAUCAGCCUGGUCCUGUCUCAGCACCACAACAAUGCACCUCUGAUUGGAGAAGUUUACAUGGAGAAGAUUUUAGAGAAGCUCCACACCACUCUGUCUGAGACCAAGAGUCUGUCAGAUGCAGGCAACAUGGAGCCACUCAUCUCCUUCAUCUGUGAUGUGGCUUCUACAUUCUUCUCUUCUGUGAAAGACUGUCUUCUGCUGCUCUCUGCUGAGGAACUCUUGCUCACUGUCUUCCAGCUCACCGCCCAAGACCAAAUGCACCAUCAUCUGUCUGACUCACUUUUAGGUAAGCUGAGGAAAGUGUGUGUAGCUGGGGUCCAGUCAUUGGUCCAGCACUCCGAAUAUGAGGUCAAGGAAGGUGGGUUCCUGCACAGUGCAGCCAUUUGGGUGACAAACCAACUCCUCACUGUUUCUUUGGACAUUAAAAGUUUACAGGUUCUGGUCCAGGCUGUACAGAGCGUAGUGGAGGCAGUCGUCUCAGUCUGUGAACAAGACUCACCCCUCCUUGUCCAGUUCUUUACCAAACUGACACCCAGCCAGUCUGAGUGGACAACAAUCAGACAAGCCUUACCUCCUCAGUGGGUGAAAACCCCUUUACUGUCGAGCCGUCAUAGAGGCCUUUGCGAAAAGUCCACUAUGGACAUAUGGAAGUUUAGGGUGUCAACCAGGCUGCCAGCACACCUAUGUGCCUGUGCCCUGUUGGGGAGGGUGGCCCAGCUUGUUACACCUUGUGGCCAGAAGGAGGCAGAAUGUCCUUCACAACUCCCAAACCUCAAGUACACAGUUUCAGAGCUGUUGUAUGCACUGCAGUGGUGUAAGGAGGUAGAGUACAGUCCUGCUGCAGUGGCCACAUAUCACAGCCUGCUGACUGACUGGGGCCUGUCAGAAGGAGUCCACAGUCAGGUUCCAGUGAAAGAUCUGCUGGAGGUGCUCUACUCAAGGUCAGUGGAGGAUGGAGGUCUGUGGUCUCUGACUCUGGAAAACUACAUCCACACCAACAACUUGGCAACCACUAAGAGUGCAGCCUUGAGGAAGCUUUACGGCAAUGCAGACAGUUUGUUUCCAGUGUCCCGAAGCAAACUGAGCACGCUCCAGGUACUCUGCCCCACCAUGAACAGAAACGACAGAGAGACUCUCGUUGCCCUGGCCACUGCUGGAAUCGUCAACUGGCAAGAGAACGACAGUGAGAAUACACACAUAUAUGUGUAUGGGUGUCUGGCCGUGCUGCUGUGCUGCUUGGAAUCCAACACACAAGUAGAGGAAGAGGUUGUGCAGGCUAUCCUGGCCACCAUGAUGGAGUGGAGGAACAGCAAGGAGGACUGGUUCCUCUUUGGCAGUGACCUGUCUAAAACCACUGCAGAACAGUUGAACCUUGUUGUGGAUAUAAUGCGUUUCCUGUCCUGGCUGCUGACACGUUGUCCGACAGUUCUCGGGAGCAGCCAGUGGGACUUCUUGCUCUGCUCCAUGUUGGCCUGGUUGGAGGCUGCCAGUGAGAAUGUGAGCAGUCUAUGGAACCCAUGGGUGCAGUUGUUCGUGUGUGAGAACGCUGCAUUGAUAGUGAAGCUGAACCAGUUCUUCACAUCAUCUUCGCCUGAUGUACUGGAGAAGCUGCCAUCAGAACUGAUUGGUGAAUGGACAGACUUCUUCGUAGAAGGAAUCUACAACCUGAUGUUGCCUCUGCCUCUGAGUAUCACAGAUGCUUUCACUGAGCCGGACGAGCCUGUGUUCCCUUUGGCGGUGCUGCAGGCUGUCGGCAUGGCUCUGACAUAUGUGCCUGUGCAGCAGCUGAAACAGAACUCCCUGCCUCCACGGUUCAUAGCGGACCAGAAUACAAACCUGCCCGAACCUCUCCAGACGCUCCUUAACACUUUCUGUCCUCUGCUGCUGUUUAAGGCCAGGUCUCUGCAGAUUGCUGUCUACCACAUGCUAGAAAAGGUCAUGCCUCUGCUGCCUGAGUGUGAUGGAGAGGGAGACAACAGCAAGUCAGAUGAUGAUAGAGAUGAGCCAUGUCUCUCUCCUCCAGCAUCUCUGAUGACCAUCCUGUCAACCUGUGAGGAGCUGUGUGAUAGCAUCCUGGCAGGGGUUCAAGUAGGGGAGUUUGCGGUGGUCCAGCCUUUCAGUGUGGAGUACUCCUGUGUCCUUGGGUACUUGCUGGCCUGGAAGCUGCUCCUUACUUUUUUCAAAUCCUCACCCUCACAUCUACGUGCUCAUUAUGCCCAGUAUCUUAAGAGAAGCUGCUCACUUAACAAGCUGCUCCUUCACCUCUUCAAACUGAUGCCUGAGAACCCCAUCUACCCAGGCCAGGGGGCAGAGAUGAAGGAGACUAAAACCUUCUUUACAGAGAGCCUGUCUCUGGCUGUUGACAAAAGCGGGAGUGUAGAGUGGGAGCUCCCUCGUCUGGCCUGCAGUGUGUACUACAGCACAGUGCAGGACCUGCCAGCCAUGGUGCGACUGUGGUGGAACAGCCAGGAAAAGAGAGUGAGCGCAACUGUGGAGAAGUUCACUAUUAAAUAUGUCAGUCCUGUGCUGUCAGCUCAGGAGAUCUCAUCCGUCCACUCCAGCACUCAAAUGUUUGACAGCAUGACGGUGAAGGCCCGCUCAGCAGCGCGAGAGGUGAUUGCCACCUAUUCUGUGGAUGAUAUCUUCAUCGAGUUGGUGAUUCAGCUACCACAGAACUACCCUCUGGGCUCCAUCACUGUGGAGAGUGGGAGGCGUGUCGGCGUUGCCGUACAGCAGUGGAGAAACUGGAUGCUGCAACUGAGCACCUACCUCACACAUCAGAAUGGCAGUAUAAUGGAGGGACUGGCUCUGUGGAAGAACAAUGUGGAUAAGCGUUUCGAGGGAAUCGAGGACUGUAUGAUCUGCUUCUCUGUUAUCCAUGGCUCCAACUACUCCCUGCCAAAGAAGGGUUGCCGCACCUGCAAAAAGAAAUUCCACUCAGCAUGUUUGUACAAAUGGUUCACGUCCAGCAAUAAGUCCACAUGUCCACUGUGCAGAGAAACCUUCUUCUAACACACAGUUCUUCAGCCAACCAAUCAAUUGUGACUAAACUAAGAAGGUUACUAAUAUAUCAAUGUGAUGGAUUUAUUAGAUGACCUGAUGGGUUGAAAUUCUUUCUCUGAGGUUUGCUCUGACUGAAAUAGCAGACAUUGUUUGAUUCAGAAAAUCCUGUUUCCUGUGCUCAGAUAAAGUCUGAACUAAAUUAUUUUUUUUUUUAAUUUUAUCUCCAUAUUCAGCGACGUGAGUGUGAUAAGCUCUCAACAGUUUGUUUUUCUGUUAUUAAUGAGGUUUUUAUCUUUUUGUUGACUUAAUUUUUUAAAAAUCUUUUUAAAACAAGUUGAGACUGAAUCACCAAUUUGGAAAAACCAAAGCUGUAGAAAUGAAUCAUAUUAACAUAUUAUCAUAUUACCUAAACUAUUACCUACCACUGCAAUUCCCUGGACAGGUUUCAGAAAUAUUUCCUAAUAUUUAGGAGUGUAAAGCUGACAUGCCUUGCACCAUUAUGACAUGGUGACGUCACAUAUGAAAAUCAGGAAAGGGAAUUUCUGAGGUUUAGAUUUUUCAGUUCUAAAUGCCAAUAUUUGCAGAUAUCAAAACCUAAUGGCUUGUCCCCCUCUUGUGCCUACAUACAGCUGUAAAUGAUGCUGAAAAGUGAAUAAACUUAAAAUAGAUGGAUAAUAUUA
Molecule: messenger RNA, 6293 nt
Organism: Scatophagus argus
Lineage: Eukaryota; Metazoa; Chordata; Actinopteri; Scatophagidae
Gene: ltn1
Product: listerin E3 ubiquitin protein ligase 1
Exons: 32
Coding region: 304-5622 (1772 amino acids)
Biological process (GO): rescue of stalled cytosolic ribosome; ribosome-associated ubiquitin-dependent protein catabolic process
Cellular component (GO): RQC complex; cytosol
Molecular function (GO): ubiquitin protein ligase activity; zinc ion binding; ribosomal large subunit binding
Source: RefSeq, a predicted model, not a curated record